GGGGUCAACCAUGUCAAGAUUGGAGGUGUCGUUUGCGAUGAGCCAAAUUCCAAGGAGCUUCUAGCUUUCAAUCUAGGCGUUGAAUACGUGAACAGUGACACAUCAUUGCUGCCUAACACAAUUCUUGAUGCGGUAGUAAACAAAACCCACUGGACUGAUUCUUUCUCUAAUGUAAAUGCAGUGUAUGAACAGAUUCACAGCGGUGUUGUGGCUAUUAUUGGACCGUCUACUUCAUCUUCGGUGAAGGCAAGUCAUCCCCUGUGUUCUGGAUUUCGCAUCCCUCAGAUUGCGCCUUAUGCUACAGAUCCUUCUUUUGACUUCUCUCCACUGUCCUACCGCUAUUUGGUUCGCAUGAGUGCUAGUGAUGCGACUGAAAAUCGCGCACUGGCAGACAUUAUAUCACAUUUCAACUGGACACGCAUAGCACUGUUGACUUCCAGAAGUGAUUACGGACUGAACGGGCUGGUCGUCUUGAAAGACAUUGCUUCUCACAAGGGAUGGACAUUGGUAGCUGUAGAGAGCUUUCAAGAGCAUAAAAAUCUAUCCUUGGUUAAUGCCACAACACAGCUACUUCACAUUAGAAGUCGUGGUGCCAGGAUCGUUGUGUUAAAUUGCAUAGCCGCACAAGUUUCCGUGAUAUUACGACAAGCUAACAAUCUUGGCAUGACUGACGGAUGGGUUUGGUUAGUAACAAAUGGCGCUUUUGCAUUUGAUGGGCUUUUUGAAAGUGAAGGACAUAUACCACAAUAUCUUCAAGGUAUUGUUGGUGUGAGGCAUUCUUUCGGACAAGGUAAAGAGCACAGUAAUUUUGACAGUAUGUGGAAGAGCAAGGGAUAUGACACAAGCCUUCUUGACAACGAUGCAACAGUGGGUCACACGUUUGAUUCAGUGUUGGUGCUGGCACAGGCUAUUCAUCAUAUGUUGAUAGAUGGAUACAACAUCACCAAUACCGAGGGUUUGCAGUUUAGCGCUCACAGUGAAAGUGGUUUUAACGCUUUCAGCCCAGUUGGAGAGGCUUUGUUAAAAUACAUUUCAAAUGUCAAUUCUUCUGGUGUAAUGGGUCCUUUAAACUUCAAUACAAAUCUAUCUCCAAUUAAUGCGAUGUUUGACAUCGUAAAUCUGCGUUCGUUUGGUUUCGAGAAGGUAGGCACGUGGAAUGAUGUUGACGGGCUAGUUAUGGAAGAGAAAAGAGAAAUACUUUGGCCUUCUGGAAAAACAACUGUUCCAGUAGACACAUCUUUAACUAUGGAAAAUCAAACCUUGACAAUAGUUACAAUUGAAGAGGCUCCUUUCAUCAUUAGAAAAGUCUCCCCUACUGACAAUGGAAAAUACACACUGAUGGGCUAUUGCAUCGAUCUUAUUGAAAAACUACAAGAAAAGUUAAAAUUUUCUUACGAUGUUUAUCUGGUACCGGAUGGCAACUUUGGUUCCCAGGAUCCAAUUUCCAAGGAAUGGAACGGAAUGGUAAAAGAGAUAUUGCAAGGACGAGCGCAGAUGAUAGUUGCUUCUUUCACGAUCAGCUCAGAACGUCAAAAAGUCCUCGACUUUACGCAGCCUUUUAUGGAUCUUGGGUUGACUGUUCUAAUCAAGUCUAUAAAUGAUGACGUAGAUUUCUUUGCAUUUUUCAAACCAUUCCAACGAGAUCUAUGGCUCAUGAUUGCGCUUACUACGUUUCUGAUAGGUGUUUUACUUUGGUUCUUUAGCACAUUCAGUCCUUUUGGAUUUUACGGAAGAUGUGUGCAGAUAGCCCAUCACAAAGUACCAAGAGAGAACCUCAAGCGCCGCCACACACUUCGUUUGGCAAACUCAAUAUGGUCAUCUCUUGUUUACUAUGUAGGGCAAAGUGCAGACAGCCUUCACCCUGUCUCAGCGUCUGGCAGAAUCACAGUUGCAGUUUGGUGGUUUGCCAUCUUGAUUAUUGUUUCAACCUAUACUGCAAAUCUAGCUGCUUUUCUAACCAUUAAAAGGUUUUCAUCUCCAAUAAACAGUAUCGAAGAUUUAGCUGGUCAAACCUUGAUACCCUAUGGUACUGUUGGUAACAGUCAACCGCAGGCUUUUUUUGAGUCUUCAACCAUUCCAAGUUUUGUAACUAUGUGGCAGUACAUGAAGUACCACCACACUUUAGUAAAGAACAGUCAUGAAGGUAUUGAUAAAGUAAAGGGAAGCAAUUACGCAUUCAUAUGGGAUUCUAUUAUUCUGCAACAUACACUGCAUACUGUUGAAUGUGGGACUCUCACUACCAUUGGCACCUUGUUUGGCAAAAUAGGCUACGGAAUAGGCUUGCCGAAAAACUCCCCUUGCACUAAACAGCUGAGUCAAGCCAUCCUAGAACUGCGUCAUAGUGGCUUUUUAGACAGUUUAGAGCAAAAGUGGUUGCACGCUCAUGGAGAAUGCAAAGAAGAGCAUGUUGGUGUUGAUUCUGGUACACAGCUGGGCUUGGCAGACAUGGCGGGAGUGUUUAUAAUUAUCUGCGUUGGUGUUGGACUCAGUUUUAUCGUCCUUGUUGUCGAAUGGCUAGUAGCAUCGUACGCAAGUACAAAGGAACACGAUCCCGAUGCACCUAAAACCCUUUGGAACUCGCUUCAGACCAGACGGCGAAAUACUUGGCAUGACUGGAGAAACCGGGACGACGUGCCCGAAAUGCCUCGGCUUAUCAGUUCUCUCGCAUUGGGGAGAAUGGGUCGAAUUCUGGCGCAGAUUGCGGGAUUCAGGGAAAGAAUAAGAGGGAGAAAAGUAUGGCCCGAGAAAAUCGUGAUGGAGGCUAAACCUGAGGAUGAGAGUGAAGAAAGUGAAAACGAGAAUGAUGAUCCUGAAUUAGAGCAAGAAGAAAUUAUAGAUUUUCAGCCAUGACUGAAUCAUAUUCAUCCUUUCCUCGAACUACCAAACUGACUGACCAAUCUAAUAAAGUUCCUCGUUAAUAUCAAAGUGCCAUUUUUUUGCUUGUGUUUGCAUAUCAUUAAUACGUUACCAGGUAAUUUUAUUCCAGCUGGAUUAGAUAAUUUGAGUUUCUCAGGCGUGAGGCAAAAAAGGUAUGACUGAUCCCCAACUGAUGAAAAUCAAUUGUGCAAAUUCCUCCAAUAAAAUAUUAACCUUUUCCAGACAAAAAUUCCAUAAAGACGAAUCUGUUUUCUAGCAACAUCGGCUGUAAUCCCUGAAAUAAAUGAAAGUGAAAUAUUCAUAUGAUGGGAAAAAACUAGGGACCAAACAUAAAUGUAAAGAGACAAGGCAUCUUAGUAAAUCCAAAAUCAAUUCGUUUUUAGAAUACACGUAUUGCUAAAAUGAACUGUUCCAAAUGAAUCCAUCGUAAAUCAAUGCACAGAUGUAGAAAUGAUAGCUCGGCGGCAAAUGAGAGCGUUAAGGACCAAACGCGACUUCGAUCGUUGCUUAAUUCUCCACUCUACCAUUGGUCAAGCUCGUUUUCAGAUCUGCGCGCGCCUCCGUUACUGCCGUCGCGUUUUCAUUUCUCACUCUGUCAAUUGUCACUUUUAGGAGUCCACAAAAAUUUUUCUGAAGAAAGCACUACAAGUGUUAUUGCUUCGCUUUAUGUCCUUGCACGCAAAGAAACUUGUGAGUAAAGGAAACAAGAAGGUAAAUUUGCCAAACCUUAGAAGACACAUGAUUUAUGUUUUCAUUAGCCUAUUGGGUGUUGUAAUCAGUUGGUCAUGUGGUUGACGAUGACGUCGCUGAUUUUCUUGACAGAUGGCGCGAGAGAUCAGGUGGCCAUUUUCAUAACCAGUUGUAUGGUUAAUGACGCGUUACUUACGUCAUUAAUGACGUUAGCAUGAAGUCAUAAUAUUUAAGGCCGAAUGUUGUCACAAUUAGAGUUCAUGACCUUUAAGGUCAGUUAAUACAUUUAGGACUUUAUAACAUUUAAGACCAGUUCACAUUUAGGCCUUUCUACAACAGGUUCCAAAAUCUUAUACUGAUACAAAGUCAUUAUAUAGAUAAUGAUUAAUCAAGUAAAAUAUUCGACAGUUGCAUUAUAUUACUUAGUAUUAAGAGUAGACACUGGCAAUGAUUUAAAGCUUCAAUUUCAUUAUUCUAUUAAAUAAUAAAAUAAGGACAAUGUUAAAGAUAUAAGUUAAUUUAAAAUUAAAUCCAGUACUAUAGUAAUAAAAAAGCAUCACAAUAAGAAUAAAAAUAAUAAUAAUUUAACUCAUUGCAUAAAAAGUGUUUAGUGAGCUUAAAGAGAUCCAAAAAUACUGACAGUUGUGAGUAGAUACCGCUGUCUAAUAUUCAAAAGACUAAGAAUUAAUUAGACAGAGUGAUUCUCAGCUGGAGCCACUGAUCUCUUCACACCUCUUGAAUGCAAUUUUCCUUGGCACACUGUGUGGCUAUUUUGCUUUUAUUUCACUGUAGGUCACAGUUUGGUACCAGUUUAUGCUUUUUGAAAACGCAAUGUUUCGCGGAGAUCGAUCAAGAUUUCUUGUAUCGCUAAGAAAUUAAAGAGCCUGAUCGUAUUGUAAAAAAACAACCUUUCAUAAUAAAAGCUGACAAAGUACAGAUAAUUCUAUCAUACGACAAUGACAGUGUAAAAAACGUAGGGCUAGCCAGGUUAGGUGAAAAUGGAGACACAUUCACAAACAAAAACGAUAACAACUCAGAACAUCUGAGUCCGCAUCAUUAAAAUUUUAACAGGGUCGGUGUGCCUUUGAAGCGCGGUGAAGCAAAUAGGACUGGGAUUUAUUACCGUUUGUUUUUCGAUAGUGUACGAGACAAGCUGUCAAAGAAGACAUUGAUUAAAUUCUAGCCGGAUUGAAUUUAUACUUGGAAUCAAACACGGUUGGAACUAAAGGUAACCAUUGCAUGCUGUUAAUUGAGUUACGAAUUGAAAUGGUACAAAUUGCCAAGCGGAACUGCAAAAAUAACAAUGACAAAAUUUUAAAUUACGGUUUCGAUCGAAAUUAGGUGAAGUAUAACCAACCUCUUGACCACCAUAACUCAAUUCAGUUUAUUUAUCGUUCGCUUUUACAGAGCAAACAGAUGCUUUUUCCCAGUUAGAUUAAAUGGCAAGCUUACUUCUGCCGGCUUUGUUUACCUUAUCUGUUGAAUAUAUAAAAGAGUUUGAUUCGUCUAAGGUGAUUAGUUAUUUGCGGUAAAGCUGUCUGAAAUAUACCUUUCGUUAGAUAUGAUUGGUCGGCCCGCGUAGUGCGUAGAUAGAUCAAGAACCUCUUUCAAAACUGCAGGUCAAUAUUAAACAGCUGAAAAGAUAAGCUAUCCAUUAAAAAAUAUCAGGUACUGCCCAUCAUUUUCUCCAAUCGAACUAAGAAAAACAUAUAAUCUCGCCUGGAAAGACCACCCAGGCAAUUUUCGGCGCUGUUUUAAAGAAAUAUUAUAAUUAUCGUCAGUGUUCGGCGGUGCUUGAAUCAAGAUCUGAGUACAAAUCACACAAAAUGGCUAGCACUAAUGUAAACAGCUCUUCUCGGCCUUGUAAAGAUAUUAACCACACUCUAAAGACGUCCCAUUUUGUCGCCGUAUUCGAGCGUUUUCACGAAAUGAAGACCAAUAUGGAGCUUUGCGACGUUUGUCUGAAAGUUGGAAAUGUUAAAUUUUCGGCGCAUCGUUUAAUUCUCGCAGCAAAUUCACCUUAUUUCCGAAGCAUUUUUAGCGCGGAAAGCUCAGAAUCUAGCAGCCAAGAAAUAUCUCUGCCGAACAGUUUUCGCAACGAAACAGUAAGGUUAAUGUUGGAGUAUUUUUACUCCGGAAAACUACGAGUCAACGAGGAAGAUUGUGAAGAAAUGUUGUCUCUGGCUUACAUGUUGCAGGUUAGAAUAGCCCUGUAAUAGAACUGUGAUAACUGUUUUAUUGUUGAAAUUUUUAAUUCGACAUAAUAUACUUCCUCUUGAACCUUGGUUCCGUUAAAUAUGGUGUCUUUUAUACAGCGCAAUAACAAGAAAUCAAAAAAGAGCAUAUCUUCUCAGAUACCAUUCAGUUAAAAAAAAUCGUAAAUCAUGUUUAGACGCCAAUUAACGGGUGAAAAGUAGUACCCACAUUUAUCAUAUCGCGGAGAUAAUUAGACAGUGGUAGUGCCUUUUUUUAAUAUCGUUUACUAGUUUUUCCUUUUGGUUGGAAAAAGCGUUUAUUUUUCUGUUGGUAUACGUGGCGAGGGGUUAUCUGAAUUUUAAGCAUAUUUUGCUAUUUUUGAGUUUACUGGGCUUUUAGCACUUGAAGUGUCAAAAGCUAGCAACAUACUGACUCCUUUGUGUUUAAGCAUUUAUCACUACGUACAUCAGACAAAAGAUGAUAUAUUGAUGAUGCUUUAAUUUAAGUCCUAAGCCGUAGAGAAUAUCCUUGUCAUUUUAAUCAAGAGCUUUCCUUUCCACAAUCAUUUAUUCUUCAAUUUUACUUUAUAUUUGCAGCCAGUUUACAGCUCAUUUCUGAAAUGGACGUGCUCCUAUUUAAGCGGCCUCGUGGCUUACCUGUGAGAAUCUCGUUUCUGAUAAAUGUUAUUCGUUUCAGAUAAGGCUUUAGUUGCUACUAUAGAAAAUGAGUCGGUCUAGUCGGCUUAAUUUUUUCUCUUGCUAAAAUACAGCCCCAAUAUCUCAAAAUGUUUAUAUUUCGAAAUAUACGUAUGGUACCGUAAUACAAAAUGGUGUGUUAUUUAAUUGCUAAUUGACUCGUUUGUCACCUCAAAAAUGUUAAAAUCAUCUUUGCUUACAAUAGAAAAUGAUUUAAAAGAAUCGCCCCUCCCCUUUAAUUGUCCUUUUUAUCCAGGGUUAGUUUUAAACCUCUUUUUUGGUCUAAAAUAGCGAAAUAAGUAUAUCGAGAUAAGCUUCAAUAGAAAGAAGAUAUGAUGAAAUAUCAAAUAGUGUUUAAAGUUUGAAUAACUCUGUGAAGUCCUUUAAAAUGGCCCAAGAGAGGGAAACAUACCAUUUCUCGCAGACCACGAAGUGAAAAGAUCAAAUCAAGUAAACUUUGUAGGAAUAAAUUAAAUGAACAAUGUCACAGUGAAAGUAAAGUAAAACGCGAAACUUUCUGAAUCACAGUAAGAAAAACCCAGCCAUAUGUCCUUUGUCAGUAAAUACUUUUUUUUUUUCCUCAUAUCCUAGGUAAACAAAAUCGUUGAAGAGAUUCAGGAGUUCAUUGUGGAAAAUCUCUGUGUAUCAAACUGUCUAAAGUUUCAACGUUUGGCUCAUAAGCUGCAACUAACCGACCUCAAGAUAAAAAUCGGCCGCUUUGUGGAUUGGAAUUUCAAGAACCUGUUGAAAGAGCCUGAUUUUAUGGAGAUGUCCGCUGAACAUCUCAUUGAAGUUAUCAAAAGCGAAAAUCUAAGAGUUAAACGUGAGGAGACCGUGUACGAAGCAAUUUAUAGAUGGUUUAGACAGGACGUAAACGUAAGGUAGGCACUGUUAAUUUCCUGUUAUUAGAUUUUAUACUCAUCCCUCCAUUGAUUGUAACCUGUAUCUGCGAAAGAUAACGGAAAAAAGAUGACGGCUAUAUCUAUGUUGUGGUUCAAUUUUAUACUUGGUUUAAAUUUUAUUUUCCUUUGUUUCAAACUUAUUAUCAUAUAUAACCAUACCCCAAAACAAAGGAAAUUAAAAUUUAAACCGAGGAUAAAAUUGAACCACAACAUCUACGUUGUAGUCAUCUCGUCACGGCGUCAUAUAUUAUGAUAAACUGUAAGUGGAAAGUCGAAUUGUAAAUGAAAGUCGAAGGCACAAUCGUACGUUAAUCAAAUUUCUUCUCUUCAUUGUUUUUCAUCAGGACAAGCAAUGCUGAGAGUGUUUUUAAGGAAGUCCGUUUUCACCAAAUUCCCUCAAAAUAUCUCACUAAAGAAAUCGUCCCAAAUCUUUGUGAAAAGUAUGGAAUUUGUGUAGAACAAGUAAGAAAGGCGUUGGAACAGCAAACGGAAGGAGAGAAUGGUCUUGUGUCGAAAACCGACUUUGCGAGGAAACCCGAAGACGUCUUGUAUGUAAUCAGUAACAGGACCAGUCUGGUCGAGCGAUAUGAUACAGUGAAGAGUGCAUGUGUAAGGUGUGAUGAAAUGUCACCAGUGGAGCAUGGGGAAAGCUUAAGUGAGAAUCGCUGUGCACUGGUAGUUGGUCAAGAUCUUUACUGUGUGUCCUCCACCAAAGUUGAAAAGUUUAACGUUCUAGAGCUUUGCUGGACACGUGUGGCAGAAGGUAUGAACUAACCACUAUUAUUAAAAACUGAAUCAUUGGGUAAUGCAGUUUUACAGCUGUGGUUGGCUUAGCCAUCAUGGUAUAUUUAACAAUUAUUCCUCGAGAGCGAAUGGGCUCUUAGUCAAUAGCCCAUUUGGCCUUCGCCCUCAUGGGCUAUUGACUCGGAGGCCAAGAGGGCGAGAGGAAUAAUUGUUUUAGUAAAAUCCAACUAGUUGGUCAAAAAUAUCGAGACAAAACAACUUUAGCUACCAAAACGAGAUUCAGCCGCCAUCGUUUUGGUUUUCAAAGCCGGCGCUUUUCGCUACUAGUAGGCUAUAACAUAUAGCCUAGUAGUAGCUCAACCAAUCAGAGUACAGCAUUGAUAAUAGACCACUAGUUGGAUUUUACUAAAAGUCGUAUAGUAACCGAAGGCGUCUGCUCACAAUUAAAAACAAGCUGAAAAUCGGUGGUUUGUACAAGUAAAGUCGAGAAGAAUCCUCGAUAUUUUGUGGGCGUUUUUAGUAAAACAAUUAUUCCACUCGCGCUUGUUGGAUAUGAGAUGAUUAUAGCCAACUCGGGGUAACGCGCCUCGUUGGCGAUCCACCACCUCAUAUCCAACAAGCGCUCGGGGAACAAUUGUUAAAUAGUUGACCGGCGAUGUUUAACCUUACAAACCAAACCAACUUGACUGAUGUUAUUUAAAGAGGGCGUGACACUUGAUAGUUUUAAGAGCUGAUAACCCUGCAUCCAAAAAAAAAAUCUCUCAGAACAACCGGAGAAAAUCAGAAGAAAGCGCACAAUGUCAUAUGGUAUAACCUUUAGCUCUAAAUUAGAACGUAAUCACACAACUGACGCUUGUAUAUUACCAACGCCCUGUGGUCUCUCCGCUAAUUAGUUUUAGUUUCCCUUUGAAUUGUGUGAAAAAAUUGGUUAACUUAUUUUCUUUUUUUCUGCUUUUGUUUUUUGUAUUAUGUUUUGUUUUUUCUGUUUUUUGAGCGUGUUUUUGUUUUUUUGUUUUUUUUUUGUUGUUGUUUUUUUUUUUGCAAAAGCGAGAAAGAGGCGAGCGGUUAGAGCGCUGGACUUGUAAUCCGGAGCCCCGCGUUCAAGUCCCGUCCUGACCGCCAGCUGGAUUUGUUCCGUUAGUUCCAAAUUCAUAUCCUCGGCCACGCUUGUAAAUAGCCAACUGGUUCGCCUCCUACCAGUUGAGAUUCUAAAACUUGUAGUGUUACAUUUGAAUUAUUUGUUUGAAAAGCCUUAUUAGGUGAGAGGAUAAUUCAGUAUUCUAUUUUUUGUAAGGUGAUGGUAAAGUUAUUAAUUACAGGAUCAGGCUCUCCUAUUUUCUCGAAAGAAGCCUCUUAUACUGUGAUUACUAGAGUACGGCAAGCCAUGAAACCUUAAGUGGCUUUUCUCUUUCCUGUUUUGUUGUUAAUGUCUACGUCACUGAGGCAAUCCCCGUACUAAUUUGUUAUUCCGUUUUAAAGAAAUCGAGACUGAUUCCAAAAGCUCAACCGACACGAAUGAUUGGGUGAAUUAAAAUCGGUCUCGGAUCCAGUAAAAGUAAUUAUCCGUCAACAGGCCUGAGCAGUUAGGGGGUCUAAGAUUAUAUAGCAUGUCGAUUUUAUGUAAAAAAGCGUGUCAGUUUCUUAAGUUGUGCAUGUCUUAGUACAGGUCUCGUGUAAUGCGAUCGUACUUCUUACAGACAAGUCGGUCUUCGCAAACUAACGAUUUUUCCUCGUAAAAAAUUGAUUUGACUUUACCCAGGGGUAGAUGUUCAAGGCUCCAACAUAUGUGCAGGAAAAGACUGUAUUUAUGUGGUAGGAGGACGGCACAAAGAGAACGGUGUUUGCAGGCUGGAUCUAGAGACAUUGGAGUGGGUGGAUCAGCCUGAAAUGACCACAGGACGGAGAAGCCCAGGUAUCUGACAUUGGCUGUGUGGUAGGAAAGUGGCACAGGACACUCUAUUUUAGUCUUCGCUGUUCAGCUUUGCGGAGAAAAUUCACUGCCGGUGAUGUCAUAACCUCUUUUCAACUAUUCAGGGGCACUGAACCUCAAUGUUGUUGUGCAUGGGGACUUUGAUAUUCCGCUCACAGUGCUUGCGUGCGACCCGCCCCUCCGUUACCACAAUUCAAACUCAGUUUUACCUUUCCAUUCCCUCAACACAACGCAAUUGGGUAUUUGUCCAUUUGUCGAUUUCAUGUUUCACAGCAGUCUCCUCAAACCAUUCUAGGGCUGGGUUUCAGUUCUCGUGCCCCUCAUUAUGUCCUAGAAAAGCUAAAUUAGAACCUUAAAAAGUUUAUAAUUCAAUUAAACGUAUUGAACGAUGUGCUGAUGAAGUUCUUUUACACCUUUUUGCAGGUGUGGCUUUCUUGACCGGAAAGUUGUAUGUUAUUGGAGGCCAUAGUCCUGACGGACCUUUAGUAACUACUGAACGUUUUGACACAAAACAACAGAAGUGGGUCACUUUGAAGUCCCUAAGCAUGGCUCGUUUUCAGCUAGGAGCCUGCGCGGUGGACGGACUUGUGUACGCAAUAGGUGGCAGAAACAACGAGAGGAGCCUGGAUACUGUAGAAGUGUACGACCCCAAGGCCAAGUCAUGGACGCUUUUAAAUGAGAAGAUGGCCGAGCCUCGGAAUGAUUUCGGACUAGUGGUUAGAAAUCACGAAAUUUACUGUGUAGGAGGCCGAGGAGUAAACUCCAUCGAGUCCUUUGAUGUCGUGGCAAAGAAAUGGAGAAAUGCUGGAUCAACUGGAGAAAAUAACUUUAGUAUAAGCUGUGUGUUUUAUCCACCGAUGCAGUAG
Porites evermanni is the source of this 10900-nucleotide messenger RNA. The record is from the annotation of a GenBank genome assembly. Lineage: Eukaryota; Metazoa; Cnidaria; Anthozoa; Scleractinia; Poritidae.